UUCAACUGAUAAGUGGACAAAAUAGAAUUGCUCUAAAAUGGCACCAGCACUUCCCGCAACUUUUGUCGAGGGCUUUCACAGUGAAAAUUAUGUGAAAAGUAUGGAAUAUAGUCCUUUCGGAUGUACCGGAAUGAUGGUUUCAAAAGUAUCGUUGGGUUGUGGCACCUUGAGCCAAUUUUACGGCGACCUAGACGUGGAGGAUGCAGUCAAAGCAGUCGAGAUGGCGGUCAGACAAGGAAUAAACUAUAUCGACACUGCUCCCUAUUAUGGCCAAGGGCGUUCAGAAGAAGUUCUGGGCUACGCUCUUAAAAACAUUCCACGUCAGGCAUUCUAUGUGGCCACCAAAGUGGGUCGUUAUGAGCUGGACUUCGGCCGAAUGUUUGACUACAGUGCACAAAAAACGCGAGAAAGCGUGGAAAAAAGUCUGCAGCUUCUUGGUAUCGACUGUAUCGAUGUCGUUCAAAUACACGACGUAGAGUUCUCUCCCAGCCUGGAUGAAGUACUGCAAGAAACACUACCCACACUGGAAGAGCUACGGAGAGAAGGGAAGCUCAAAUUUAUCGGAGUAUCGGCCUACCCGAUGGAUAUUCUGAAAGAGUUGAUCGCAAGGGCUCCCGGUCGGUUCGAUUCUGUUCUCUGUUACAGCCGCAACACACUGAUCGAUAACUCCUUGAAGAAUUACUUGCCGUUCUUUUUGCAAAAUAAGCUGGCUGUUAUAUGUGCUUCGGGCCAUGCAAUGGGAUUGCUGACGAACGCGGGUCCUCAGCCCUGGCAUCCGGCUGACGAACAGAUGAAAGCGGUAUGCCGGGAAGCAUCGGAAUACUGCGCACAGCGAGGGAUUGAGCUUGGCAAAUUGGCAAUGUUCCACUUCGUUCAGCUGGCUGGCCCGGUGACGUUCCUCGCUGGCAUGCAAACGCAGAAGCUAGUGGAGAUCAAUUUGAACGCCUACCGCGAAGGACUUUCCGUGGAAGAGUCUGAAGCCUUGACGCAUUUAAUAAAAACUGUUUUUCCAAAAAUUCACCACAAAAACUGGGAAGGAAUCGAGGUAGAUCGAUACAGGGCUGCCAUGAAAGCAUUGACCAACAAGUAAUCACAGUAACCCAUCAAGUGAUGUGUUGGGCA
This is a messenger RNA of Anopheles cruzii, 1122 nucleotides long. RefSeq lists its product as uncharacterized. Gene Ontology annotation, molecular function: L-galactose dehydrogenase activity. Gene Ontology annotation, cellular component: cytosol. The coding region runs from base 38 to 1090 and encodes 350 amino acids. The transcript is spliced from 3 exons. Lineage: Eukaryota; Metazoa; Arthropoda; Insecta; Diptera; Culicidae. The record is from RefSeq and is a predicted model, not a curated record.